AUGGCUACCGCAACAUGUCCAGACCCCCACCUCAUAACACAACCCACCCACUUUCCUAUCCCAGAAAACCUCACAUACGUCGUUACGCUAGGCUACAACACGUAUGACACGCCCAUGGCGGCCUGCUGCGACCCAAAUUCACUCCAGCUCGCCGAGGGCUGCUACAAGUGGUGCGAGCUUCCCGCGACCUACGCCGACGAGGACACGGCGCUGUCUAGGUUCAUGGCCUGUCGUCGUCGCUGGGCCAACAAGGAAAAGAUGAGUACCAAUGGGACAUUGAAACAUAAUGAGACGUCUGGAUAUCCUUUCUACUUGCACGUUGCUGAAAGCGGACCCGCGGGGUCGGGCGUUACGACUGUGAGAGUUGGUAUGUUUGUUUUGGUGGCUUCGAUGUUUAUGGGUUUGGUUUGA
Colletotrichum costaricense is the source of this 411-nucleotide messenger RNA. RefSeq lists its product as uncharacterized. The transcript has a single exon. Bases 1 to 411 code for a protein of 136 amino acids. NCBI's taxonomy places the organism in Eukaryota, Fungi, Ascomycota, Sordariomycetes, Glomerellales, Glomerellaceae. The record is from RefSeq and is a predicted model, not a curated record.